AUGGACGAACCGAUGGACAUUGAUGGGAAUCGGCCAUCAUCGUCAGCUUCAACGAGCGGGCCAAAGAAUGAGGACGAUUCGAAUGAGAAGCGGAUUCGACGCUCGACCCGCGAGAUUAAACGCCCUAAAUUCGAUGACGAAAUCGUCGAGAGCAUUCCGGAUAUAAAGAAACGCCUCAGCGCUGAACGAAUGCUUCACUCACCUCCAAUCUCUUCAUCUGAAUCUACACCGCAAAAUGUCUUUCCACCGGCAGAGAAAGAGCAGCCCGAAAAGAAAGAGGAAAAGGAGCCAGUGAAAGAAAAAGAAAAGGAAAAAGAGAAGGAAAAGGACAAGGACAAGGACAAGGACAAGGACAAGGAAAAGGACAAGGAAAAGGACAAACCAGAAGCGACGGCAAGCUCGAAAGCUGGUCUUCGUAAACGGAUCUCAAAAGCGGACAAAUUGGAAGAAGCAAAUCAGAAAGCCGCCGAAGAGGCUGUCGCUUUGGAACGACGAAAAAGAGAAGCGCGAAUUGCGAGCAAGGAUUUGAAAUCAAAAGAAUUGGUGGCAGCCAAUGAGCAUGUCGACUCGACGAUCACGCAAACGCUGAAGAAAUGGACGGCCGCUGAUGAUGUGAUGCUUCUAACAGCUGGAACACAUGUUUGCGAUUUGGCCGUUGUCUACGCGGGUAUCCGCUUCUCAAAGCCGUACAGUCUUUCCGAGAUUGAAGAACGAUGGUUUGAAUUGAUGUAUGAUAAGAAUCUCAGCAUACUGGCAAAUAAACGCUUUGCAGAUAUGAAACCCGAAGAGAUUUUGCGGAUUCAAGGUAAAACCAUUUUCUCGGUUGCUGAAGAGGAUCUUCUUGCAGGAAUGAGCGUUGGAAGAACGACUACACCGUCACUUGAGGAAUUCGAGCGUCUUCGCGUCGAGAAGCGAGAGAUUUUCCAUCCGGCUCGCACCGCGCAAAUCCUCUGCGACUACUAUCAACAACUGAAGAUGUACGCAAUGCUGGAGACGAGGGAACGCGAUCGGGAGAAAACGAUGGGAUUGGAUCGACUGGAAAACACGUUCAGUUUAGCCACCGAUGAGCCCGUUGAUGAGAUACUGUCCCGGGUGACCGCGCAGGUGAUCAACGCGGAAGCAACCGUGAGAAACUGGACGAAAGUUACAGCUCUUCCCGUGACGGGAAUCGUUCGACCGGAUCGCUUUGAAUCGGGCGUGUUCGCGCGUCUUCACGGCCGCGUCACUCGCUACAAUAUAAAGUCGGAAAAAGUGGUCAUUGGAAGAAGUACAGCGGAUUCAUCGGCGGACGUGAACUUGGCGCUAGAGGGACCGGCGUUGAAAAUCUCGAGGAAACAGGCAAUCAUGGAACGCCGCGCGAAUGAUGGCUGGUGGUUGCAGUGUGUCGGCCAACGCCCAAUGCUCGUCGACUCGCGCGCUCUGAUGCCCGGUGAAUCGACGAAAUUGUACGAUGGCGCGUAUAUUGAGAUCGCUUUCCUCCGUCUGCGAUUCUGUUGUGCUCCAAUGUCCGGUGGUCAAUCUCAGCCAGCAUCGGCUUCGUCAUCAAUGAGCACUCCGCACACUGCCGCGAUGCCCUUGGGAGGGACUGGAAUGAGCGGAAGUGGAAGUGGAAGUGCCAGUGGACGG
Mesorhabditis belari is the source of this 1626-nucleotide messenger RNA. The record is from the annotation of a GenBank genome assembly. NCBI's taxonomy places the organism in Eukaryota, Metazoa, Nematoda, Chromadorea, Rhabditida, Rhabditidae.